Hyla sarda is the source of this 1002-nucleotide messenger RNA. RefSeq names its product trace amine-associated receptor 4-like. The transcript has a single exon. Gene Ontology annotation, biological process: G protein-coupled receptor signaling pathway. Gene Ontology annotation, molecular function: trace-amine receptor activity. Bases 64 to 1002 code for a protein of 312 amino acids. NCBI's taxonomy places the organism in Eukaryota, Metazoa, Chordata, Amphibia, Anura, Hylidae. Gene Ontology annotation, cellular component: membrane. The record is from RefSeq and is a predicted model, not a curated record.
UGUUUUAUUGGUUUGAACAAAUCUUGUCCUAGAAUAACCCGACCUGUACUUACCGAUAUAUCUAUGUACACUGUCAUUUAUGGAGCUAUUAUUCUUACAAUUGUGGGAAAUCUCAUGGUGAUCAUUUCAGUUUCUCACUUCCGGCAACUUCACACACCAACCAACUUUCUCAUUUUGUCAUUGGCCACCACAGAUUUCCUCCUUGGACUCACGGUUUUGCCAUACAGUAUGGUGAGGACCAUCACUGCAUGCUGGUACUUUGGAGAUCUGUUUUGUAGACUACACAGCUGUAUUGACAUGACAUUGUGCACUACCUCUAUAUUUCACCUAUUCUUUAUAGCUGUUGACCGUUACUAUGCAAUAUGUCAUCCUCUUCAUUACAGCAGGAAAAUAACAAUUCCAGUCAUAGAGGUUUAUAUAUUUGUCAGCUGGUCUCUUCCAUGUCUAUAUUCAUUUGGCCUUGUUCUUUCAAAUGUAAACGCAGCAGGUUUAGAGAAGCAGGAGACACUUGUACCGUGUGUGGGGUCUUGUUCUCUUGAGUUCAACAAAAUUUGGGGCAUAAUCUCUGCAAUGUUAUCUUUUUUUAUUCCAGGGACCCUUAUGAUUGGAUUGUACAUGCACAUUUUUUCUGUUGCAAAGAAACAAGCCAAAAUUAUAAAUAUUAUUCCCAAUUCUAUAAAUCAGCUAAAAAACCGUAAAAGGAAAAUAUUUGCAAAUGCUGAAAACAAAGCAGCUAGAACACUGAGUAUGGUUAUGGGAAUGUUCAUUCUUUGCUGGUUGCCAUUUUUUACUCUUACUGUAACUGAUCCAUAUCUCACUUUUUCAAUAUCUGAUGAUAUAUACAAUACAGUUCUAUGGCUUGGUUAUUUCAAUUCUGCAUUUAAUCCUAUUAUAUAUGGCUUAUUUUACCCUUGGUUCCAAAAAUCUUUUCUUUUAAUAUUUACUGGUAAAAUAUUACAGCUAGGUUCUGCUUCUUUUAAAAUUCUAAAUAACAUGAAUUAA